This is a messenger RNA of Puntigrus tetrazona (Sumatra barb), 2887 nucleotides long. RefSeq names its product solute carrier family 12 member 10, tandem duplicate 1 (gene slc12a10.1). Gene Ontology annotation, biological process: sodium ion homeostasis; chloride transmembrane transport; cell volume homeostasis. Gene Ontology annotation, molecular function: sodium:potassium:chloride symporter activity. Gene Ontology annotation, cellular component: membrane. NCBI's taxonomy places the organism in Eukaryota, Metazoa, Chordata, Actinopteri, Cypriniformes, Cyprinidae. The record is from RefSeq and is a predicted model, not a curated record.
UCGGUCAGUAACACGGGCGACUCUGGCAGGGGAAGCGUUUCUGCGCUGCAGGAGAUCGGAGACGAGCCCGAGGAAAACGGGAAGGGAGGAAAGACCGCGCAGCCCGUGCGCUUCGGCUGGGUCAUCGGGGUCAUGAUCCGCUGCAUGCUGAACAUCUGAGUCAUUCUGUUCCUGCGCUUGUCCUGGAUCACAUCUCAAGCAGGAAUCCUCCUCACGUGGUUAAUUAUACUGAUGUCAGCCCUGGUGACCUCCAUAACGGCUCUGUCCGUAUCUGCCAUUUCCACCAAUGGAAGAGUCUCUUCUGGUGGUGCGUACUUCAUGAUCUCCCGUACUCUGGGUCCUGAGUUGGGGGGUCCCAUCGGCGUGGUGUUUUCCUUCGCCAACGCUCUCGCUUGCGCGCUCAACACCGUGGGGUUUUCAGAGACCGUCAGAGAUCUUCUCGUGGAGAAUGACUCCCAAAUUGUGGAUUCAAUCAAUGACGUCCGAAUUAUAGGGUCCAUCACAGUCACCGUGCUGCUUCUCAUCUCAUUGGCUGGGAUGGAGUGGGAGUCUAAGACUCAGAUCCUGUUCUUCUUGGUUCUCAUGGUGUCUUUCACCAACUAUUUCGUUGGCACUUUGAUUCCGCCGACUCCCCAGAAGCAGUCCAUAGGUUUCUUCAGUUACCGCAGUGAGAUCUUCUUGGAGAACCUCUUCCCGGACUGGAGAGGUUCAGACGGCAACUUCUUCCGAAUGUUUGCCAUUUUCUUCCCGUCUGCCAUCGGCAUCCUUGCCGGAGCUAACAUCUCGGGAGAUCUGAAGGAUCCUGAGAUUGCCAUCCCAAGAGGGACACUGAUGGCCAUAUUCUGCACCACCAUGAGCUAUUUAGCCAUUUCUUCAACCGUGGGAGCGUGUGUGCUGCGUGACGCCUCCGGGAACAUGAACGACAGUGUGCCGCUGAACUCGACCGAGGCGUGCGAGGGUCUGAGCUGCGGUCUGGGCUGGAACUUCACCGAGUGCCAGCAGAGCCAGACCUGCUCCUUCGGCCUCUCCAACAGCUUCCAGGUUCUGGUCCAGGUCUCUGGCUUUGGUCCGUUGAUCUAUGCAGGCAUAUUCGCGGCCACCCUAUCGUCUGCCCUUGCGUUCCUCGUCUCCGCACCCAAAGUCUUUCAGUGUCUCUGUAAAGACAACAUCUACCCGUACAUCGGUUUCUUUGCAAAGGGUUAUGGGAAAAACAACGAGCCCCUGCGAGCGUAUCUGCUGUGUUACAUCAUCGCCAUGUGCUUCAUUCUGAUUGCUGAGCUGAACACAAUCGCUCCUCUGAUCUCAAACUUCUUCCUCUGUUCUUACGCUCUCAUCAACUUUAGCUGUUUUCACGCUUCCAUCACUAAUUCACCCGGAUGGAGACCCUCGUUUCGGUAUUACAGCCCCUGGACGGGUUUGUUCGGUGCGGUUGUUUCAGUCGUACUGAUGUUCUUGCUCACCUGGUGGGCGGCGCUCAUCGCUGUCGGUUUAAUCAUCUUCUUAUUCGGCUACGUGGCCUAUAAGAAACCCGAGGUGAACUGGGGUUCGUCUGUCCAGGCCAGUACCUACAAUAUGGCUCUGUCCUACUCCGUGUCUCUCGCAGGAGUCGAAGAUCAUGUCAAAAACUACAGGCCUCAGUGUCUGGUCCUGACGGGUCCCCCGACUCUGCGUCCAGCGCUGGUGGACUUUGUUGGCUCUUUCACUAAAAAUGUCAGUUUGAUGAUUUGUGGUGACAUUCUCAUGGAUGAUGAGAAGACUGUUUCUCAGCGCAGUUCUCAUGACAUGGUAAAGUGGCUCAAUCAGAGGAAGGUUCGUGCCUUCUACACGGCCUUCAAGGCAUCCAGUCUGAGAGAAGGAGCCCGGUAUCUUCUACAGGCGUCUGGUUUGGGAAAGUUAAAGCCGAAUAUACUGGUGAUGGGAUUCAAAGUGAACUGGCAGGAAAGCAGCAACAAAGACAUAGAGGAUUAUAUCAACACCAUAUAUGACUCUUUUGAUUCUAACCACGGUGUGUGUGUUCUCCGCAUGAUGGACGGACUGGACAUCCGAGACGAGUUAGAGACUGAGGUCAAUCAGGCUUUUGAGGUGGACGAGGCCAUAGAGUCUGAUGAUCAGAUUUCUGACGCUGAUUCAGAUGUCGACAACACAAAGAACACGGCGAGCGAUCAGAUCAAAACCGUGUUCCAGAGCAAACAAGGGAAGAAGACCAUUGACGUGUACUGGAUCUCUGAUGAUGGAGGUUUGACUCUGUUAGUCCCAUACUUGUUGAGCAGAAGGAAACGCUGGAGACGGAACAAAGUCAGAGUGUUUGUCAUUGGAGAACAGCAAACCAUGGAGAACGACCGCAAAGAAAUGAUGACUUUGCUCCAGCGUUUCCGACUGGAUGUUCACAGUGUCAUCGUGAUGACGGACAGCGAGCGGCCGCCCCUUCCCAAAAACGUCAGGCGCUUCGAGGAAACGCUCGCCCCCUUCAGGCUGAACGAGGGACAGCUGGACGAGAGGACGGCGCAGCAGAAGAGGGCGGAGUCUCCCUGGAAAGUCACGGACAAACAGAUGGACGCUCUGAGACUCAAGUCGGAGAAGAAGGUGCGUCUGAAUGAGAUCAUGCGGAGAAACUCGAAGCAAGCCGCGCUGGUUCUAGUGUCUCUCCCCGUGCCCCAGGCGGAUUGUCCCAGCUCUCUCUACAUGUCCUGGUUGAACACGCUGAGCUGCGGUCUGCACUGUCCGGUCCUGCUCAUUCGAGGAAACCAGCAGAACGUCAUGACCUUCUACUGCCAGUGAAACAGACACAACGUUCCCUUACUGACGCUACACCAAAAGUGCACGGCUUUUUAGUGUUUCCAAAUAGUGGAAGGAAACACUUACUCUUACGUUCUUAUUUACUCUUUUU